AAAGUCAAAAAAGAGAUUUUCACAAAAAGGAAAUUCCCAACCCUUUACCAUUUUUCUUGUUCAAAGCAAAAUCUCAUCACGUUUACAGAAAAUUGAUCAAAGAAAGUGAAAAUCAAACACAAAAAUCCCAAAAAUUUCUUCAAUUUCAUAGUUUUUUCUCCAAAACCCAUCUUCCCCUUUUCAAAUCUACUUGAUUCUCAAACCCUAAUUCAUAAAUUCUCCUUAAAUUUUGCAUAUUGAGUUUCAAAAAUGGUGUUUUUGGAACCUUAAUUUUCAAGAUUUGGAGGAGGACCAUGAUGAGAAGUAUAUGGUGGUGGGAGAAAAACCAUGAUUUCCUACUACCCAUUUUGAGUUAUUGUAAGAUUCAAUCAAAAUCGACUGGUUUAGUUGUGAAUGGAAUCGAAGAAAGUAGCUUCAUCUGGGGAAAUUCAGAAUAAAAAAGAGAAAAACUUGAAGAUCAUACAGUGGGAAGAUUAUGAACAGGAAUUAGUUCGUUUGUGUAGUCUUACAUCUGCUCUUAAUGAAGCUAAGGAGAAGAAAGAAUUGGUUCAGCAGAAACUGCAGUCAUUUAUACAGCGGGUGGCGAUAUGGUUCUCAGGUAGAAGCAGAGUCACUAAGUCGUUUGAAUGAGCUUGAUGAGAUGAAAGAAAAACUGGAUUCUAGAAAAUUAGUGAUGGGAAACAUGUCAAUGCAUUCUAAAGUUGUCAAAGAGAAAGUCAAGAAGCAAGAGGAGCAACUUAGUAAUGACAUCAGGUCACUUUUGGUUGCAGGGACUUCUCUUUCUGCAGCUAGCAAGCGCUUGCAGGAUGAAAGUAGGUCCCUAGCUGGAGAAAGGGGUUAUGGGCAACUCAGAACCUUGCAGAGAGUAUUCAGAACGAGACAACAGUAUAUGGUGUCUCAAGUUCACAUGCUUUAUCCUGUGAGGGUUGCAAUUGGACAGGCACCUGAGCAAGAACUUGAAUUUUUCAACAAUAGUUCCAGCUCAGGUGACUCUGCUGGGUCAAAACCUUUAGAUCACGGAUCCUUGACCAUUGCGGGUCUACAUUUAACCGUGUUCACUAAGAUGAGUUUCUUUACUGAUAAGAAGGAGGUUCAGAGGUCUGCAACUGCUCUGGGAUAUGUUGCACAUGUGGUCACACUUAUUGCAUCUUAUUUACAAGUUCCUCUUCGUUAUCCCUUGAGGUUUGGAGGAUCUCGAUCAUAUAUCCGUGAUUAUGCUCCUUCAGUAGAGCCAUCAUCAUCUGAUUUAACAUCUAGUUCCGCAGUUUCCACAAAUUCACGGCCCGUGGAAUUUCCUCUAUUUUUAGAAGGCCAAGACUCAACAAGAGCGGCGUAUGCUGUUUUCUUGCUGAAUAAGGAUAUAGAACAACUUCUUAAUUAUAUUGGAGGCAGAAGUAUAGGGCCAAGACAUGUACUAGCUAAUUUGAAAGAGCUUCUUAGAAUAAUACUUUCUCCAGAGUAUAUAGACACAUCAUUAUGAGAUUUAUGUAAAUGUAGAUCAUUGUUAUUUUUAUACAGGUGCUAAAUUUUCACUUAAAGCACCUUGCAUUAACAUACACUUUUGUCUAUUUAUUUCAUUGAAUCUUUAAUUAUUUUUUUUUA
Molecule: messenger RNA, 1602 nt
Organism: Solanum pennellii
Lineage: Eukaryota; Viridiplantae; Streptophyta; Magnoliopsida; Solanales; Solanaceae
Product: UV radiation resistance-associated gene protein
Exons: 6
Coding region: 521-1480 (319 amino acids)
Biological process (GO): SNARE complex assembly
Cellular component (GO): endosome; lytic vacuole
Molecular function (GO): SNARE binding
Source: RefSeq, a predicted model, not a curated record